AUGCAACUCCCCGGAGAGCUCUGCUCCCAAGGUUUGGAACCCCGGGGCCUUGGAACCGUGUUAUGUAAGCUGAUGCCUGAAUCCAGAUGUCGGCCUGAAUCAACCGCGCUGGUGAACGUCCUUGCCUACCCAUUCAUCUUCACCAUGGCGCUUGUAGCCUAUUCAGACUCCGAGGGGUCAGAUGCCGAGCCAGAGGCCAAUGUGCCCUCGGUGGACCAGAAGAAGCCCGAUUCCAAGAAAUUCCAGGCCGAUCAUACCACGGGCAAGAUUCGCGUCGCACUCCCAGAGAUCAAACCAGAGCCCUCAGCAAACGACACUGCGGAUGGCCCACGCAAGAAGCCCCGUGUAGGCGGAGGUCUCUCCGGCUUUAACGCCUUCCUUCCAGCUCCGAAACGAACCGCCGAGAAGAAAGCGCCUGUGGCGACAGCGCGCAAAGCGUUCGGUCUGAAAACCGGGGCCGGCCCUGGAUUCGAUCGUGAUGCGGAUGCAGAGAUGAAAAAUGACUUGAUGUUUGACAACUUGGCCGACAAGGCAGAUGAGAAGGAGACUAGCGCUACACCCAACGUCACAGCAGAUGCGCCGACGACCAUGAAGAAACAGGGGGACGUCAAGUUGCAGGGAAACCCAAUGAUGUUCCGACCCCUCUCCGUGGGACGGCCGCAGAAAAAAAGGAAGAUUACCAAGAUGGCAGAGCAACCCACGCCAGGGCCGGCUGCACCGAAAGCCGAACCUCUGCCUCAACGUGUUACACAAGCCCCUGCUCCUGCACCGCCAGCAAAACCAAAAGUCAGCCUAUUCUCGUUAUCCUCGGAGGAGUCUACACGACCGGAGAUUGCACCGGGUCCUUCGACGACAUAUCAGCCACUGCUAUACAACGCGGAAGGCGAGGGCGAAAGCGAAGCAGCGGUGGACCCAGCGCUGGCCGAAUCUGCAUACAUCGCACCCACUCCUGCAACAGCAACCGUUUCCACAAAUCCAGGAUCAUCAUUGGAUUCGAUCGCCAACGACCUUAAUCUGUCCAAAUCCGAACGACGCCAAUUGUUUGGCCGAAACGCCAUGUCCUCACAGUCUCAUGUCCGCACCUUCAACACCGAUGAAGAGUAUGCCUCGAAUCAGAAUCUUGCCCAGGGAGAGCUGGCUGCUGCUGUGCACAACCCUGUGCGCUCUAUCGCGCCAGGCAAGCACACGCUUCAACAGCUGGUCAACGCGGCAAGUUCACAGAAGGAGGCACUGGAAGAGAGCUUUGCAUCCGGAAAGAGAAACAAAAAAGAAGCUGGAUCGAAGUAUGGAUGGUAA
This is a messenger RNA of Penicillium olsonii, 1296 nucleotides long. The record is from the annotation of a GenBank genome assembly. Lineage: Eukaryota; Fungi; Ascomycota; Eurotiomycetes; Eurotiales; Aspergillaceae.